This is a messenger RNA of Malaclemys terrapin pileata, 3841 nucleotides long. RefSeq names its product mab-21 like 2 (gene MAB21L2). The transcript has a single exon. Bases 1067 to 2146 code for a protein of 359 amino acids. The record is from RefSeq and is a predicted model, not a curated record. Lineage: Eukaryota; Metazoa; Chordata; Testudines; Emydidae.
UGUGUUUGUUUGUGCGCGCGCUUCUGUGCAUGUUCCUUAAUAUCUCCUCUUCCCUCCCCCCUCCCCAUAUGCAGUAGCAGCGGCUUCCCUGCAUCCAACAUGCACAUAGCCUGCCUCGGUGAUUGGCUGCCCCUCUGACAGCUCAGAAGGCGAUUGUAGGAUCUGGAACUCCACCCCUUCGGCAGGGCCCUGGGACCAUUCAUAAACUAAACAACACUCCCGCAAAUCCAGAGACACACACGCAUACCGAGGAGGAGAGGCGCAGAAAGUGAUAGUCUCUACGUGCAAUUUCAAGGGUUGAGGGGGAGGAGGAGAAAUCCUGGGCACCCCUCCCUGCUCAAACAGUCUAUGCAAAAAAAUAUUGAUAUAUAUAUAUAUAUAAAACUAAAGAACAGGAAUGAAUGAUCACAGACCAAUGGCAGCAGUCUACGCCUGAAGACAGAGAAAGCCAGAACCGGGUUCAGUCAACGCCUCCAGCAGGAAGAAAGAAAUCAACAACAUCCCUUGACAGUCGGCGAGAGACGCAGCCAAACUCAUGCACAUCUCUGGUGGUGCCAUGGUCUGAGAGAGUUUUCCCUCUUCCGCUCUUGGCAUUUCUCGCAUUCUUCUUUUAUUGCGUGCGGUUUUCAACUUCGCCACUGCUCGGCUGUGCUGUGGAGACCCGCUGCGAGUCCCGGAGAGAAGUUUUUAAAUGAACUGUUGAACUAUUUGCGUGUGGGAGGGUGGGUGGCAGCGCGCAGAGGCUGCAUACAACACGCCCCCCCUCCGCACACCGAAAAGGCGGCACAUCAAACUUUGCACUUCAGAGAUUUCCCCUCCGUCACCCCCAUCGCCCCAUUCCCAUCGGCUGACAGUUGCAUGGUUUUUGUUUUUUUAAAAUCACCACCAUCACCCACUAUUUUCUUUACUUGUGUUUGGGGCGGAGGGGCCGAGUGCGUGCGUGGGGCGGGGGUUGGGGGGCUGCAACUUGGCGGGUGCCCUGUGCAAAGCUGCAGUCACCGCUAAAGCAUUGGAUCCCUCAACGUACUGCGAGAGCCCGGUCUAUAGCCCGGACCUGUGCCCCAACAUGAUCGCCGCCCAGGCCAAGCUGGUGUACCAGCUCAACAAAUACUACACGGAGCGCUGCCAGGCCCGCAAGGCGGCCAUCGCCAAGACCAUCCGGGAGGUGUGCAAGGUGGUGUCGGACGUGCUGAAGGAGGUGGAGGUGCAGGAGCCCCGCUUCAUCAGCUCGCUGAGCGAGAUCGAUGCCCGCUACGAGGGGCUGGAGGUGAUCUCGCCCACCGAGUUCGAGGUGGUGCUCUACCUCAACCAGAUGGGCGUCUUCAACUUCGUGGACGACGGCUCCCUGCCCGGCUGCGCGGUGCUCAAGCUGAGCGACGGCCGCAAGCGCAGCAUGUCGCUCUGGGUGGAGUUCAUCACCGCCUCGGGCUACCUGUCGGCCCGCAAGAUCCGCUCCCGCUUCCAGACCCUAGUGGCCCAAGCCGUGGACAAGUGCAGCUACCGGGACGUGGUGAAGAUGAUCGCGGACACCAGCGAGGUGAAGCUCCGUAUCCGGGAGCGCUACGUGGUGCAAAUCACGCCCGCCUUCAAGUGCACCGGGAUCUGGCCGCGCAGCGCUGCGCAGUGGCCCAUGCCCCACAUCCCCUGGCCCGGCCCCAACAGGGUGGCCGAGGUGAAGGCGGAAGGCUUCAACCUGCUCUCUAAGGAGUGCUACUCGCUGACCGGCAAGCAGAGCUCCGCCGAGAGCGACGCCUGGGUGCUGCAGUUCGGCGAGGCCGAGAAUCGGUUGCUGAUGGGCGGCUGCAGGAACAAGUGCCUAUCGGUGCUGAAGACCCUCCGGGACAGGCACCUGGAGCUGCCCGGCCAGCCGCUCAACAACUAUCACAUGAAGACUCUGCUGCUGUACGAGUGCGAGAAACACCCCCGGGAGACCGACUGGGACGAGGCGUGCCUGGGGGACCGGCUGAACGGGAUCCUUCUGCAGCUCAUCUCCUGCCUGCAGUGCCGGCGCUGCCCCCACUACUUCCUGCCCAACCUAGACCUCUUUCAGGGCAAACCGCACUCAGCCCUGGAAAGCGCUGCCAAACAGACCUGGAGGCUAGCCAGGGAGAUCCUCACUAAUCCCAAAAGCCUGGACAAACUAUAGGGUUAACAACACAGUGAUAAACCCAUUUACAAACUUUUAUUUAAACAAAGCAGCUACAACAAAAGAGGCAGCGAAACAAACUUCUAAAACCCCACCUGCAGUUAAGCAUUUAAAAACUCUCAGACAUUUACAAAGCCAAAACGAUCACCUCGUUGCACGAGAAGAGACUCCCCUUCCCCCUUUUUUCUUCCAAUGUGAAUUUUUUAAAAGUCACACAAAGAAGCGAUCGGACUUUCCAUCAUCCAAACAAAACGCAAGGUACAUUUUCAAAUAAACGUAUAGUCAUUCUUUUCUUAUUCUUUUUGUUUGCCUGAAUGUUGUCACCAAGUGAAAAAAAUUAUUUAACUAUAUGUAAAAAAUUCUCUUUAAAAAAAGUUUUACUGAUGUUAAAUGUAUUUCAGUGCCAAGGUCAGACUGUGCCCCAUAUUGAAUUGUUGAAAACAGUAAUAAAAAUAUUACUUUAACUUUACAUUGACUUUUUUGUGAAUUGUUCUUAAAUUCAGGCAAGUAGAGAGAUUUUUCUCCGCUUUCAGAGAAAAAAGGAUUAAAACAAAAAUAAAUGGCAGACUAAUCACAAUAUUGAACUGGUGCUUUAUCUAUAAAUUCAUCAUAGUUUUCUAAAGUUUAUUUCAAUUCUUUUCAAUUAAAAUAGAAAUAGACUGUACUUAAUGAAAAAAUAAUUCCCAUUCAUUCUUUGGUUGUUUUGCUUUCUGUCACUUGAAACUUACUCUCUAAAAGUUUUAGGAAUAUAUGCACCAUCACAUAGCAUUUUGGCACAGUUUUGACAGAACUAGGGCGGAGUAUUUCUAUAAUAUAAUCCUUAAAAUAUCUUUAUUGUUUUUAAUUUAGUUGGUGAAACAUCACAAUCCGUUCCUAUUUUGUCCUGUAAAAAUACAUAGAUAUUUGCUUUAUUAAACAAGGGUUAUUCAACGAUCAGUUUUACUUUGAAAUGAAAAAAGUAUAAAUCUUCUCUGAAUAAUAAACAAGCUUAAAUGCAACUAUUAAAUUUUUUCUAACAAAUAUUUGUUUUCUCUGGUUUUUAAGUAUAACAUAGAACUGCAACACAGCAGCACUGCGCACAGGGCAUACACCGGAAAGGGGAAAACAUGCUGUUUUAAAAGAAACCAACCAAUUUUAUGUUCAAACAUAUCGAUCCUUUAUACUUGGGUUGUUUUUGUUUUUUCAAACGAAUAAUAGCUGAUUUGCCCCUAAAUUUCGGCUAUAGUGUUUUGCUCCAAGUUUUCUAAGGAAGGUUUACAUUUCUAAAACUUUACUGGGAGAUUUUUUUAUUAUUAAUUUUUAUUAUUUGCUUUAACGUCCCGAAAUAUUUUGAAGCUGGUUUGGAGCAUUUCAAAUUCCUUUUCAUACCCUUUCAGGCCGAUGCAAAAUCUUGUUCCAAAGAACUACUUCCGCUUCUCUGUGGACGAUCCGGAAAGAAAUAGCCUUUAAAGUUUGAGUUGGUUUUGUUUUUAAAUAAAAAGAAUUUUAAAACAACUUAAAAGGUAACUAUAAAGUAAAACUGAAACCACUUCGAAAACAAUUGUCUAGUUUACGUCGUGAUCACAGCGGAAUACACAUAAUGACGCUAUAAAAUGCUUAUAUAAAAUCGUCUUUAAUUUCUACCUGCAAAUUUACUCAUGUAUACUCUCAUCAGAUCAAAUUAUGGAAAAGCAAAGGUUCUGGGAUUGUAAAGUC